This is a messenger RNA of Tetrahymena thermophila SB210, 4191 nucleotides long. Its product is annotated as non-SMC mitotic condensation complex subunit 1, amine-terminal protein. Lineage: Eukaryota; Ciliophora; Oligohymenophorea; Hymenostomatida; Tetrahymenidae. Gene Ontology annotation, biological process: mitotic chromosome condensation; meiotic chromosome condensation. Gene Ontology annotation, cellular component: condensed chromosome, centromeric region. The transcript is spliced from 12 exons. The record is from RefSeq and is a predicted model, not a curated record. Gene Ontology annotation, molecular function: histone binding.
AUGACUGAGUUUUUCAUAUUCCCAUUCAGCUUCUCUGAGAUCAGAGAACAGUCAUCAGACAGUAGAUAUACUGUCGUUGGUGGAAAUUUCGUAAAAGGUUAGGAAGAGAAGUAAAUAAAAAGGACCCUUAAUGAACUAGAUAGAGCAAUUUACGAAGAUAUUCAUAUUAUAAAUGAAAGCGACAGAUUUGAUUAUUUAUAUUGGAUUAUUACUAUGAUGGAAGAAAGUAAAGAGAAGAUGAAUGUAGAAAUCCUAGUAAAAGUUGGAGAUAUAAUACACACUCAUUUCUAGCGCAUUAUUAAAAUGCUUGACGAUGUUGAUGGAGAAGAUUAAAUCAACUAACAUAGAAUCUCAUUUAAAAUGCUGGCAUUCUUAGCUUUUUACUAUCUGAAUGCAAGUUGUGUUAAAAAGCCAAAAAAGGCUUUAAUUUCAAAUGAAAUAAGAGGAAAAAAAGAGGUUUCUAAUGAGUAUAUUGAGAAAAUAGCUGAAAAGCAAGCUAUUUUAUUAAGGUUAUUUGAAGAAUCUCUUUUAAUUAAUUUUAAAACGCUUUGGUAAAGAAGAGAAAUUGAUUCACAGUUUUUCAAAUACUAUUAUGAGACAUCCUUGAAAAUGCUUGAAAGCAAGCAAUUAUUAAAAUAGCAAAAUAUUAAAGAAACCAUAUUUAACAUUUUGAAGAAGGUUAUUUUUAUAAACUCUGAUAGCUUGAGCACUAUAUAAUUUAAAUUGAUCAAUUUAAUUUAUGAAGAAGAAAACAUAGUUGAAUAUAUUUGCGAUUUUUUAUUAUCAACAUAAAAUUAAAACAGUGGCAAUACCAACCAAGAUGAAUUUUUAAUUCUUUUGAAUAUUAGUGAAGAUUAAAGGGAUAAUAGCGAGAAGAACUAUUCUCAACUUUGCACAGAUACUCUCAUUCGUUUAGUAAAUUAUGCAAAUUAAACUAAUGUAAAUACUGAAUCAUAAGCAGUCAAGAAUGUCAAAGAAUUCUUAUUAAAAAUGUCUGAAAAGAUUCCUAAAAUAUUUUACAACAAUUUAUCUUGCUUUGUCUAACUCCUAGAUAAUGAAGCUUACCAUUUAAGAAAUGCAGUAGUAGAAAUAAUGGGUAACAUUAUUAAAAAUGUUCUGUCAACUCGUUAAAAUCUUCCUUAGGAUGAGUAAAGUCUCUAAGAAGAAGAGAGUGAAAACCAUGAAAAAGCAAAAGAAAAGAUACUUGAUGCGUUGAUUUAAAGAAUAUAUGACAAGCAUGCUUUUUCAAGAUCACAUGUUUUAUAAGUUUUUAUAGAUUUAUGCACUUAAAAUCUUAUUCCUCAAAAUUACCUUUUCCCAUUAUUAGGAUGUGCUUGUGAUAGAAUAAAAGAUACAUCUGCUAAUGUUCGUAAGAAAGCCAUCAUCCUAUUGCUUAAAAUUAUGGAAUUUUACUUCAUCAUAUUUGCAGCUUCUUAAAAUAGAGUUAAAUUCCAUACUAUAGAAGAGCUUGAAAGAGAACAAAGUUUCAAUGAAACUGAAAAAUCAGAACUCAUUUCAGAAUAAAAAUAAAUAGAAGAAAAAUUAUAAGACAGAGAAAACGUAGAAUAAUUUCACGAAUUUUAGCACGACUUAAAUUAAGUUAAGAGAAAAAUAGAAUUAUGCAUGAAGUUAAAGCAUAAUUUGGAUGAAUAUACAAAAAUGAUUAACUAAAUUGAAUUGAUUAUGCCAAAUCUCUUAUAAUUACUGGGUUCCAAAAAUAACUCAGAUGUUACAGAAACCAUUAAAUUAAUGAUUUAUUUAUAUUAAACAAAUAUUCAAUGUGCUAAUCAAGGAAUUAGAAAGAUGCUCGUCUUAAUAUGGUCAAGAGAAAAGCUAGUAAAAGAAGAGCUCAUUAAAGCUUAUUGGAUUCUAUAUUUAGAUGAAAAGGCAUUCAAGCCAGAAGGAGUAGCUAAAAAUUUAGUUUAUUUGUUUAAAAAAGCAAAUCUAACAGAUUUAACCUCAUUAGAAGAAUUGCUGGUUGCAAUACAAAAAUGGAAUCAAACAAUCGAAGAGAAAGAAAGAGAAAAGAAACAAGAUAUGUUUUACAUAAGCAAUAAAACAUUCGAUAAAAUUUGGGAUAUAUUCACAACUUCUGUCAUUUAAAACGAUGCUAAUUCUAAAUAUUCUAUGAGAGCUGCUCUAACUAUCCUCCGUAUAAGUUCUUAAAAUAACAAGGUUAUAUUCACAUAAAAUAGAAUGAUUUCUCUAAUUGAAGUUUUGAAAAAAUUCUUAAGGUUAAAUUAACCUGAUUGGAUAGUAGUCAAAGAGAUAGGCAUUUUACUUGAAAAUAAAGAGGAUUGCAAUUAUUUAAAUAGCUUCAUAAAGCUCAUGAUUUUUAUACUUAUCAAAUUUUAAGGUACUGUUGAUAAUGAGUGGUAUUGUGCUUGUGAACAAAUAUUAAAUACAAUCUUUUCAAUAGAAUAAAAUCCUGAGAGUCUUAUCAAGUAUCUCAUUCUUAGAUGUACAAAAACUCUAUUGGAAGGAUAAGAUACAAACAGCGAUAUCAAUAAAAAUAUUGAAAUUCCUUAAACUCCUCCAAGAAAUAUUGUUGAAGCUGUAAGUCCUUUAAAAGUUACACCCUUUUAAAGUCCUAAGUAAACUUUUGAAACAGAAGAAAAUGAAGAAAGCAAGCAGCUGUUAUUCGAAAGAAGACUUGGUCAUUUGUUGUUCCUUGUUGGACAUUGCGCACUUAAAUUGCUUAUUCAUAUUGAUAAUAUUGAAAACGAACUCAAAAAGCUAAAAAUUGAAGGAGAAAAAAAAUAAGAGGAACAACAGCACAAAGAUGGAGCUGAAGCUGCUGAAUUAGAUAAGAUUUAUGGUGGUUUAGAAGCUGAAUACGAAAAGAGAUUAGAGUAUCUUCAUAAAAUAGCUGAAGAAAAUAUUAUAAAUGGAGAUAAUUUGAUAGCACAAUAUAAACCUUGGGUAGACAAGAUUGUCAAAGAUAUUAUUGAAAACUAAGAAGGUGCAGACUACAGAAAUGUUGAUUUAGACAGAGUUGCUGUUCUUACUUUAUGUAAAUUCAUGUGCGUAUCAAAAGUAUACUGUGAAUAGAAUCUCCCUAUCUUAUUUAAAUUACUGGAAUCCUCUUUUUCAGACCAUCUGCUAAAGAUCAAUAUUAUAGUAUCAAUUGGAGAUUUGCUUCACAAAUAUCCUAAUCUUGUUGAACCUUAUAAUUCAAAGAUUUUUGCAAAAUUGCAUGAUCCAGAUGUUUAAGUUAGAAAAACAACUAUGAUGGUAUUGACUCAUCUUAUUUUAAAUGAUAUGAUGAAAAUUAGAGGUGAAAUAUGUGAAGUAGCUCUCCUUUUAGAAGAUGAAGAGCCUAAGAUUUAAAACAUUGUCAAAUUAUUCUUGCAUGAACUCCACAAGAAAGAUUAAAAAAUUAUUUAUAAUCUUUUACCUGAAGCUAUUGGCAGAAUGUCUCGUUAAGAUAAAACAGAACUAGGAGCUCCUAUACAUGAAAAAACUUUUGAAAAUUUUGCAAAAAAUAUUAUGCAAUAUUUAGAAAAAGAUAAAUAUUCAGAAACCCUUGUUGAAAAGCUUUGUGUCCGUUUCCAAAAUUCAUAAAACUAAAGAGAAUGGAGAAAUUGUAGCUUCUGUCUUAGUUAGCUUAGUUAUAACGAGAAAGGUUUAAGAAAAUUAAUUGAAUUCUAUGAAAAUUACAGAGAAAAGCUUCAUGACCAAGAAAUUAUGGAAAAUUUCUAAAAUAUUCUCAUCAAGUUAAAGAGAUUACCAAAGCAAGAAAUGAAACCUUUAAUUGAAGAAUUUGAAGCAAAGCUUUAAGCUUAUAAGGUUGAAUCAUUUGAACCUGUUAAGAAAAAAGAAACUGCUUUAGCAGCUAAGGCUAAGCGUGUUGCUGACAAAAAGAAAAAAGAUGAGAGCAAUAAAGAAAAUUAAUAAAAUUAAAUAAAUACUAGAACAAAAAGCAAAAAAUAAACUAAGAAAAACUAAGAAGAAAGUGAUGAAGAUGAGCUCGAAGGAGAAGAUAAAAAUGAAGACUUCGAAGAGGAGGAAGAAGAAAUCGAAGAAAAACCUUAAACAAAUAAAAGAUUUUAGAAAAAAGAGCAACCUAAAAAGAGAGUCUUAAGAAAGACUAAUUUAAAUAAAAAGAGAUCAAUGGUAGAAGAAGAUGAAGAUGAUGAAUAAAUGGAUAGUGAAGGAGAUUAUGAUGAAGAUGAUGAAGAUUAUAACUGA